This is a messenger RNA of Selaginella moellendorffii, 1634 nucleotides long. RefSeq lists its product as uncharacterized. Gene Ontology annotation, cellular component: cytoplasm. The transcript is spliced from 2 exons. The record is from RefSeq and is a predicted model, not a curated record. Lineage: Eukaryota; Viridiplantae; Streptophyta; Lycopodiopsida; Selaginellales; Selaginellaceae. The coding region runs from base 67 to 1533 and encodes 488 amino acids.
CAACACUGGUAGACCCGGAUCAAUGCAGACAUUUGCAGCCCCAUUCUUGCCAAUCUCAGGGCGGACAUGACACUCGCGGGCUUCGAUGGUUUCAGGAUCCAGAGGUUGGACCAGAGCGUUCUCUUUUUGGGCGAUGGAAGCGACGACGGCAAGCUCCCUUCCGGGACCCUCUGUGUUCUCAGUCACAAAGAGAAGGAGAUUAUGAACGCUUUGGACGGUGCCGGAGUCCAGCCCACGGAGUCCGAGAUCGCGCAAGAGGUGGCGGUUUUGUCACAAACCAACAUCUACAGGCCGGGGAUCGAUGUCACACAGGCCGAGCUCCAGCCGCAUUUGACGUGGAGGAGGCAAGAGAAAACCGAGAUGGUGGGCUCGUGGAAGGCGAAGAUAUACGACAUGCAUCAUGUGACUGUCAGUGUCCGGUCGCGAAGGGUUCCAGGAGCCAUGACAGACGAGGAGCUGUUCGCUUCAGAAGAGGCCGAGGGAGAGGACGACGAAGACUACACCGAUCUUCUAACCGAGGAGGAGAAGCAGCAACUGGACUCGGCGCUCAAGGCCGAGAAUGGCGAGUUUAUCGAGAAGGGAUUUGACAAGGGUGGCAAGGACAACAGCAAGCUUCGCAGGCGCUUGGAGAACGGGGGGGAUGAUAUUAUAUUGGACGGAUUGCUCGACGAUGAUAUGAGCGUAGGGGGUGCUUCGUCUGGCUCGGAUAUCCACAGGGAGGACAGGAAAAGCUGGUUUAGCUGGGGGAAGAAGAGCGUCAAGCAUGAAAACGCAAAGAAGGUGGAGCCGGCAAGGAAGUCUCUCAGCGUAGAAGUAGAGCGGGGUGGCAGGAAUAACAGCAGAAAGUCUUUCGACAGGCGACCAUCGAAUUAUAGAGCGGAGGACACAUUCGAGCUCAAGAAGGGAUACAUGGACAAGCCUGCCAGGAAGAGCGUAAGCAGGGAGUCGAUUCACAAGCCUGGAAAGGCUGGCGCUGAAAACGAGUACCAGAAGGGAUUGAGGCCGGUGCUGUGGCUCACGCCGGAUUUUCCUCUGAGCACUGAGGAGUUUGUGCCGCUGCUGGACAUUCUGUCCAACAAAGUGAAAGCGAUCCGGAGGCUACGUGAGCUCUUGACAACCAAGCUACCGACUGGAACGUUUCCAGUCAAGCUGGCCAUACCAGUAGUGCCUACCAUCAGAGUCGUCGUGACUUUCACUCGCUUUGACGAGAUCCGCGCGCCGUCGGAGGAGUUUUCCACGCCACUCUCGAGUCCUCGCCACUUCCAAGACGCAAAAGCCAAGGAGGGCGAUGCUCCGCAAGCACAGGCAUCAUCGGCGAGUUCAUGGUUUUCGUGGAUGCGACCUCACAGCCAGGCAAGCUCGUCGGCGGUGUCGGACGAUCACGGGCCCGACUUGGUGGAUCCGUUUCUCAUCCCCAGUGACUACACCUGGGUGGACGUGAACGAGAAGAAGCGGCGAGCCAAGGACAAGAAAUCGAAGAGCAAGAAGAAUAAGAAGCCUCCUCCAGCGCAGGGAGAGACAACGAAGGGCUAGUCUGCUUGCUAGCUCUCACAAGUAACAACAAACAAAGGCUUUUGGAUUUUCUUUUGUAGGCGAUUUACCACACGAAAUGAAAUUCUUGUGUUCUUUCUUCA